UGGCAAUGAGUCAGCCUGGCGGCAUUAUAUAGCAGUAGGCGGGUGGCAACUCAGCUUCGAGCACGGCGUCCUUUGCAGUUUCCUCUCGCUGUGUUUUGUUAAGCAUCAGAGCUUCUCGGAACAAUGGUGUGGCAACCCAUGGAGAUCAACCCAGAGAUGCUGAACAAAGUGCUGACUCGUCUAGGAGUGAGUCCGAACUGGCGGUUUGUGGAUGUGCUAGGGUUUGAGGAAGAUUCCUUGAACUCGGUGCCCAACCCUACUUGUGCACUGUUGCUGCUCUUUCCCCUUACUGCUCAGCAUGAGAACUUCAGAAAAAAGCAGAUUGAAGAAACUAAAGGUCAAGAAGUGAACUCCAAAGUCUAUUUCCUGAAGCAGACUGCCAGCAAUUCUUGCGGCACAGUUGGCCUUAUACAUGCGAUAGCCAACAAUCAAGAUAAAAUAUCAUUUGACAAAGGCUCUGCCCUAAAGGAGUUCCUCAGUGCAACAGCAGAUCUUUCUCCAGAUGAGAGGGCAAAACGACUUGAGAAUAACAAGGCCAUUCAAGAAGUCCACAAUGCAGUAGCACAGGAAGGACAAUGCCGGGUUGAAGAUGAUAAAGUGAACUUCCAUUUCGUUCUUUUUGCAAGUGUUGAUGGCCACCUCUAUGAACUGGAUGGACGACUGCCUUUCCCCAUAGACCAUGGAGCUAGUUCAGAUAGUACCCUGCUGAAGGCCUCUGCAAAGAUCUGCCGGCAAUUCACAGAGCGUGAGCAAGGAGAGGUCCGCUUCUCUGCUGUAGCCUUGUGCAAGUCCGCGUGAAGAAGCUGAGAAGAACUAGUCUUGUAGCCCAACCCGAAAAGCAGAUAAAACCUUUCAAAGCUUUAGUACUUGUCCCAUGACAGCUGUUCUUGGUCCAGUUUAAAAAUUCUCUUGCUGAAACUGUUAGCACCCCUCCACACACACACACAGUAGCAGCUUCUGUGGCUCUUGUCCUAAAGGUUACGCUCAAAAUUUUCCACACUUCAGCUGCAUCAGACGUUGAGGCUCUCGACUUCUAAUGCAUUCAAGAACACUUUCCAUGGGGCUUAUUUGACUUGUGCCUCCCAAGUUUCAGUUGCUGUGAAUUACUGAAGACAUCACACGAAUAAACCUCUUCUUGCCUCUCAAAA
Molecule: messenger RNA, 1148 nt
Organism: Sphaerodactylus townsendi
Lineage: Eukaryota; Metazoa; Chordata; Lepidosauria; Squamata; Sphaerodactylidae
Gene: UCHL1
Product: ubiquitin C-terminal hydrolase L1
Exons: 9
Coding region: 124-798 (224 amino acids)
Biological process (GO): protein deubiquitination; ubiquitin-dependent protein catabolic process
Cellular component (GO): cytoplasm
Molecular function (GO): cysteine-type deubiquitinase activity
Source: RefSeq, a predicted model, not a curated record